AUGCAGUCCAACCAUUAUCUCUCGGCGGAGAAGAAGAAACUUCAGUAGAGGAACCAUUAACACGGAAAAAGUUCUAAAAUGAGAGUUUUCAACUUGCUGCUGAUUGGAGUUUUGAUUGCGUUGUGUGUCAGCGCGGAAUCGGUGAGUGCUCACCCUCCUAAGGACGAGCCCAGGCCCGAGCCAUGUGACACCACGACGAGACCACCCUGUGAACGGACGACGACCACAACCACCCUCGAUCCACCCUGUAAAAGAACUACCACAACGGAAACGCCAUGCACCACAACUAAGGAAACACCCCCCUGUGCACGAUCAACUACAACAACGACACCCUCUGAACCAACAACCACAACAACGACAACACCCUGUGACACAACGACAACAACCACUACAACGACAACAACAACCACAACCACUACGACGACAACCACAACAACCACUAGUACAACAACGACGCCUACCACAACAACCACAACAACUACUACGACAACAACUACGACGACAACCACUACUACACCAACGACGACAACAACCACUACAACAACAACAACAACAAAAACGACAACAACCACUACAACAACACCCUGCGAGCCAACCACCACAACAACGACAACAACUACUACGACAACCACUACCACAACAACCACUACUACAACAACCACUACAACAAGAAACUGUGACACAAAACCCAUCACAACAACGACAACUACUACGACGACAACCACAACGACAACUACCACAGAAGGUACCUGUGACACAGCCACAACAACGACGACAACAACAACAACGACGACAACCACAACAACGACAACGACAACAACAACAACUACAACGACAACCACUACUACAACAACAACGACAACAACAACGACAACGACAACGACGACAACAACACCCUGUGACACAACCCCCACCACAACGACAACAACGACAACUACUACGACGACAACCACAACAACGACGACAACAACCACUACCACAGAAGGUACCUGUGACACAGCCACAACGACAACAACAACAACAACAACGACGACAACCACAACAACGACAACGACAACAACAACAACUACAACGACAACUACUACUACAACAACAACGACAACAACAACAACAACAACGACGACAACAACACCCUGUGACACAACCCCCACCACAACGACAACAACGACAACUACUACGACGACAACCACAACAACGACGACAACAACCACUACAACAGAAUGUACCUGUGACACAGCCACAACAACCAAAACAACAACGACGACAACCACUGCUACACCAACAACGACCACAACAACAACUACGACUACAGCCACUUCUACAACAACGACGACAACAACCACUACACCCACACCCUGUGACACAACCACAACACCUACAACAAUCACAACAACACCGACAACAACUUCAACGACAACCACUACAACAACAUCCUGUGACACACCCAAAACAACAACAACUACGACAACAACCACUACUACACCAACAACGACAACAACAACGACGACAACAACCCCUACAACAACGACAACGACAACUACGACAACAACAUCAACUACGACAACAACGACAACGACAACAACAACCACAACUACAACCACACCCACAACAACUACAACAAAAAUACCCUGUGACACAGCCACAACAACAACAACGACGACAACAACCACUUCAACACCAACAACGACAACAACUACAACAACACCCUGUGACACACCCACAACAACAACAACUUCGACAACUACCACUGCUACACCAACAACGACAACAACAACGACCACAACAACCACUACAACAACGACAACAACAACGACAACAGCAACCACAACUACAACGACAACCACAACUACAACAACACCCACAACAACCACCACAAAAAUACCCUGUGACACAGCCACAACAAAAACAACUUCGACAACUACCACUGCUACACCAACAACGACAACAACAACGACCACAACAACCACUACAACAACGACAACAACAACGACGACAGCAACCACUACAACAACCACAACUACAACGACAACCACUACAAACACACCCUGUGACACACCCACAACAACACCAACAACAACUACGACGACAACCACUACUACAACAACGACGACAACUACCACUACAACAACAACAACUACGACGACAAGCACUACAACAACACCCUGUGACACAACCCCAACAACAACAACUACGACGACAACUACGACGACAACUACAACGACAACUACUACAACAACAACCACUACAACAACAAAAACAACUACGUCAACAACCACUACAACAACACCCUGUGACACACCCACAACAACACCAACAACGACGACAACCACUACUACAACAACGACGACAACAACCACUACAACAACAACAACUACGACGACAACCACUACAACAACACCCUGUGACACAACCCCAACAACAACAACUACGACGACAACCACUACAACAACACCCUGUGACACAACCCCAACAACAACAACUACGACGACAACCACUACUACCACAACGACGACAACAACUACAACAACGACAUCCUGUGAAACAGCAACUACAACGACGACAUCCUGUGAAACAGCAACUAUAACGACGACUACAACACGCCAACCAUGUACAACAACAAGGCCACCCUGUACUACAACAAGGCCCCCAUGUACCACAACAAGGCCACCCUGUACUACAACAAGACCCCCUUGUACAACAACAAGGCCACCAUGUACAACAACACAGACUCCAUGUACGGAACCAACCACCACUCCGUGCCCCACACCAGCCCCAACGAAGGCCCCCGCCUCACCCGAUAACGGCAACACCGGCAAUAACGCAAAUACCAAUACUGGCAACAACGCAAAUACCAACACUGGCAACAAAGCAAAUACCAACAACGAAAAUACCGGGAACGUGGCUCUUGUUCAGAUUCUGAUGUCCCGACGUGACUGUCGCGGCAAGGAAGACGGUACCUAUCUGGCCGACAGACGCCAUUGUCGCCACUACUACGUGUGCGACGGGCAGAGAUCAAGGCGCCAGAACUGUCCUCAAGGACAGUGGUUCGAUCGUGCGCUGAAAACUUGUCGUCAAAGCAGCGAGGUUACCAAUUGCCUGGCUAUGCGCAAUUAGGAAUUCAGAUAUUCCAGAUUGAAUUGAAAUGGAAAUGAAAAUUUAAAUGAUCCACAAUCAACCUUUCUAUCGCGCGUGAGCUAUCUACAUAUGUAUAUUCCAAAUUUUUACAAGUCAAACCAUACUAUUUCAAUAGACCUGCAAUUUAUUCGAUUAAGUAUCAAUGAAACUAAAGUAAUAUGUAUGUUGAAAUAUUUUGAAAGCAAUAAACUAAUUUUUCAUAGCCAUAAAA
Molecule: messenger RNA, 3346 nt
Organism: Drosophila miranda
Lineage: Eukaryota; Metazoa; Arthropoda; Insecta; Diptera; Drosophilidae
Product: mucin-2-like
Exons: 2
Coding region: 79-3114 (1011 amino acids)
Cellular component (GO): extracellular region
Molecular function (GO): chitin binding
Source: RefSeq, a predicted model, not a curated record